Saccostrea cuccullata (small rock oyster) is the source of this 837-nucleotide messenger RNA. RefSeq lists its product as uncharacterized. NCBI's taxonomy places the organism in Eukaryota, Metazoa, Mollusca, Bivalvia, Ostreida, Ostreidae. The transcript has a single exon. The coding region runs from base 1 to 837 and encodes 278 amino acids. The record is from RefSeq and is a predicted model, not a curated record.
AUGGCAAGUAUUUUAUCAAAGGAUGUAUAUUUACAGUUGGAAAAUAGACCUAGGUUAGGAACAACUGAUGUUAUUCUCACUGCAGCAGAUGGAAGUAACUUGAGAAUUCUAGGGAAAGUUGACCUUCAGUUUAGUCUUGGUGGAAUAAGUUUUUGUCAUGAAUUCAUUGUUGCUGAGAUAGAUGACCUUCAGGGUAUCUUUGGAAUGGAUUUUCUAGAGCAAAAUGAUGCAUCAAUUCAGAUUGGCAAAGGCUUAUUAAAAAUAGCCGGUCAACAAAUUCAGUUGGACAGAGAACAAAUUUCUGUUUGCACUAGAGUCAAGUUAUCUAAAAAGAUAGUUGUACCUCCUGAUAGUGAAAUUGUUGUUUCAGGUUAUGCUGUUGGUUUAAAGGACAAAUCUGUACAUAAUUUAGUUGAGCCUUUUAAAUUUUUACAGCAAAAAGGUCUAUUGGUUGCUAGGACUUUGGUCAAUCCAGAAAACAUUUUGUUUUCAGUUGUAAAUAUUACAGAUAGGCCUGUUAGAGUUGACAAGAAUGCCACAGUUGCUUCAUUACAGCCUGUAGAUAUUGUUGAGUCAAGUACUGAGUCAGUUGAUGUGUCAUCUGAGUUGCCAGAACAUUUACAAGUUUUGUUUGAGAAAUCAUCUGUUGGUUUGACUGAAGAACAAAAAUCAAUAUUGUUCGAGUUGCUAGUUUCGUACAAAGACAUAUUUGUGGGACCUGAUGGAAAAUUUGGUAGGACAAAGUUAGUCAAACACAGUAUUGAUACUGGGGAUAGCAAGCCAAUUAAAAUUCCCCCUCGUAGGUUGCCAUAUGCACAAAAAGAAAUUUAUAUAUAA